Molecule: messenger RNA, 2554 nt
Organism: Polychytrium aggregatum
Lineage: Eukaryota; Fungi; Chytridiomycota; Chytridiomycetes; Polychytriales
Product: PTHB1 N-terminus-domain-containing protein
Exons: 21
Coding region: 74-2554 (826 amino acids)
Biological process (GO): cilium assembly
Cellular component (GO): membrane; BBSome
Source: RefSeq, a predicted model, not a curated record
CAUAGAGACGGACACACACAAGCCAUCUGCCUUGGCACAACGAGAACGGCCACAUCGGAGAGCGACUGACUCAAUGUCGCUUUUCCAGCUCAAGAGCUGGUGGGACCUUCCCAGUAGAAGCAAAGUCGGUGCAAACAGAUGCAGGCUCUACGACGCCUCCUCCAUGUGUGUUCUCGAGGACGGAGGCCCAGGCGCUCGCGGGGAGCUUCCAAAUCUCAUCGCCUUCGGUGGACUGGAUGGCAUCCUCCGGGUAGCAGUACCGGAUCCCACCGGCCGAUGCAAUCUGCCUGGUGGCGUGCUUCUUGAGCUGGAUCUUCAAAAGCCGAUUCUGCAAAUAGACUACGGAUUCUUCAUACGCAAUUCCAAGUCCAAGGCGCUUGCCCUUCUCCAUCCCAACCAUCUGUCGAUUGCAAGGAUCGCGCUUCUCCCCGACCCAACAGCCGGGAUGAGUGUCCAAGGGGAAAUGCCAACGCUCGCAGACAGGUGCCACUUUGCGGUCGAGUACGAAAUCACACUCUCGUCUCCGUCGUUCAACAUGGUAUAUGGACCCUUCGGUCGAGUCUCUGACAAGGAUCUCAUCUGUAUCCAGUCGCUCGACGGCAUCUGGACGGUUGUCGAUGGUGGUAGCGUUGGCUUUGUUCGCAAGCUGCCUGACUUUAUCCUGCCCGGCUCGCUUUGCUACAUCCCAACAACAGACUCGAUAGUCACGUAUUCGUCGACCAUGGCGGUGGAGUCUUACCGCUACCAUCACAUAGCCAUUGCAGAUGAGGUUCCAGCUAUCCAACCAGGCGAUAAGCGUCCCACGACUCCCUGGGCAAGCGCCAAGAGGCUCAAGCCCGACUGGUCAUUUAUCGUGAUGGACACUGUCGUUGACAUCUUGAUCACUCGCACAGAGUUGUGCAUCGACGAUCAGGCGGAAAUUGCGGUUGUGGGCUACCUUGGCGCCCCAGACGAGAAAGGCAUUCCAAAGCACUACUUGGCCAUCGGCACACACUCUGGCUUGUUGAUGAUCUAUCACGGCACUUGCCUCAUCUGGAUGGCAAGAAUGGACACCAUCCCAGCGAGUAUUAGGAUUGGGUCAUUUUGGGAUACGAGAAACCUUAUUGUCCAUCUGAACGAUAUGGGAGAUUUGUGUGUUGCCUAUCUUGGCACAAGAAAGUCGCCCAUGUCACUGGAUCAAGAUACCCCAGUAGUGGUAUCGGACGAGAACAUCUUGGAGCUUCGGAAGGUGCAUCGCGAUCUCGAAGCGGCCACCUCGGACUCUGGAAAGCGACUUUCAAAGGCAGCAACUUUCCUCGACGUUCAACAUGAACUUCACAUCACCUGCGAGCCAGAGAACUCGCUUUUGGAUGGCGGCGAUACAGGAUGGAUUCGUCGUGCCCGCUGUGUGGUCAAAGUAUCAAACUUGGGCAGCGUAUGCGUAACAGAAAUCCGUGCAUCCGUAGCCACGGUCUUUUUCAUGCGCAUAACUGAUGUUGUUGAGCCUGCUCUGGAUCUCGACCCCGAGUGCAGCUGCGAGAUGGCAUUCUCCUUAGCCCUCGAAUCUGACGGGCUCUAUGGCGGACAGCCCAUACAAGUGUUGUUGACAUUCUCCGUCGCAACCCAGCCAGAUCGACUCAUCGGGCAGCGGUAUGACAUUGAUCUGCCGAUUACCAUCGGUGGCUCCUUUUGCGCUGCCGAUCCUGAUGAAUCGGCAAUGACCGAGGUUGUAUUUGAGACAGACUACGGACAUCAAGUUCUGCCUGCACUCUACGAAGGCGAUACAUCGAAGGAACACCAUGCUCUCUUGGAAGGCGGGUGCAUCACUUUUCGACACUGGAACGGUGUCGUUGUGUGCAUCAAUGCCCAAAGGAAGGGGUUCCUUUCAUUUCGAUCAGAGUCUCUCGACGCCCUUGCGCUGCCAAUUCGCGGUCUAUGGAAGCAGUUUUAUCGCCAGAGCAUAGCUGAUCCACCGCACUUUAGCAUCAAAGAGCUGCCAAUGCCGGCAUACUCGAGCGUCAUCAAUCUGCAUAUCGCAGCUCGUGCCGUCGCAUCCCGCAGUCGCCAAGAGCUUGAGAAUACUGCGGCUCUAUAUCGCAUCACUCAGAAGCGCUUGCUUAUCCGAGUCAAAGACACAGCUCCGUCCAGCAUCGAUCAUCUAGCCCUCGUCCUUGACACACUGUACGACUCGAUGCGCCAGGAUAUGACCGCAUGCAGCAGGGCCGAGAAAAACCUCGAUACUCUCCGACAGAAGCUCUCGAACGCCACGAUGUGCAUGUGUGUCUUGAUUGGCAUAUACGCUGAGCUGGAUGCAGUCACCCAGGCGAGUCUGUUCAGCGCUCUCAGCUGCCAUGUUCCUGCCAAUGAAGAUGCCGUUGGAUGGGAGGAAAACACCUACGCCUCCAUCAUUUCGAUGGCCAAAGAAAUCUCAUCAAAGUUUCGGGAGCAGUAUGCCCCGAGUCACAGUUUGCAUGAGCGGGCCGAGAAUGCCACAAAGCUGGAAACCAGCAUCACGAAGCUCUCAGAGAGGCUCAGGAAGCUGAGUGUCCGCAGGAAGCGAGCCUCUGAAGUCUAA